AAGGGACCGUGGAGGCCUUUCCGGCUGCGGAGUCUGAGGCCCUGCGGCGGUCUCCGGAGCUCCGGCGGGCGGGGGGCUUCCCAGAGACUGGAGAUGCCCAAGGCAGCUCCUGAAGGGAGGGUUACGGGAGACCCGGAGAGCUUCCAGAACUACCGCCCGGCUGGCCAGCCUACCUCGAGGAGCGCGCCCCGGCGGGAACUGUGAUGACAGGACCUGAGGCGGGGGAGGGGAGUUAGUCCAUAAGGGACCAUCUCAUUCGGAAGAAGCCCGCCGUUUUACAAAUGAGGAAACUGAGGCGGAGGGAAGUUGAGGAGUUGGCUAGAGCAGAAGCCCGGUUUCCCAGCGACUUCUCCGUGGGCUUUUUCUGUUCGCACCGUCUCCUUUGCUUCCUGAGCUGAAAUAGUGGGGACCCAGACCCAAGAGGAAGCUGAGGAUCCUUUUUCUGUGUGCUGAGGGAUCUUAACGUCCUUUUAGGUGGCAAAAGGACCUAACACAUUAACAUAGUCCAUUUACCACGUUAAUAGUUGCCUGAUCACAAACAACUAAAGGUUCUUGUGAAUCACAUCUCAGAGGUUGAGAUUUCCUAAACAUGUAUUGAAUCCUUAAAGUUCCAUCCGCGGUGUCUCAAACUAGUUGUUUACUAGUCACCAUGAGUAAGGGAGUUUGGGUGGUUGACUGAUAGCUGGCGCAGUAAAGGAAAGUCUGUAAUACUAGGCAGCUGAGGGCUGGAUGUCCAGGAUUGGAUUCCUUUGCGUUCCUGGAAGAGCCAGUUACUCCCUUUGGUUUAUUGGUGUAGAUCCUUUGCCCCUACCUGGACAGACCUACCCUGAACUCCAGCUGUUUCUCCUAUAUGGCGGCCCUCUCUCCCCAUAAGACUAAGUUAAAAGCUUAGACCCUGGGAGAUACCCUAUGCUUUCAGGGUAAUUCUAUCCCUUUCUUCCACCUUAAUAGGUUGUCCUUCAUACAUGCAUUGACGUUACUGUCCCAAGAAAUCUGCUUUUGGAUGUGUUUUUGUAAGACUAAAGAGUCGGUGCUGAAUUAUUCCCACUUUCAUCUAGUGCAUGCUUCCCUCUAAGCGAGUGUAGCAGGGUCAUCUUUCCUCCUCACCUGUCAAACAGUUCAUAUUUUUUAUACUUUUUUUGGGGGGGGGGGGUUAGUUUAUACUCUUAGGUAGUUUAUACUGUUAUCCUCUUACGUAGUUUAUACAAAUCCCCUGGAGGCCCUGGCCUGCUGAGAUAUGAAGAAUUCACCAGUGUUUCUCUACAGAGCAGAGUGCUAAAGGGCCUCAAGGGCCUCACGACUGUGCUCCAAAAGUAAAGGCCUCAUCUAGCAGUCAUUCACACUUUCUUUCUCCUGGAGGAGGGGCUCAUGCAUAUCCCAUGAGCCACUGGGUGGCUAGAGCCAAGCUAGAACCCAGGAACUGUCUAAGAAAAUCCUGGUGGGGUUGGGGAAAAUAGGUCACAGUGGCUGGACAGUGAGGUCACAGAGAGGUUUGUCUUCUCAGACUCCAUGGGGGAGGGGCCUAGAAGGCUGAGGGGCCCCAGAGGUCCCCCAAGCCCAGGCGGGGGACAUGGUGUGGGAAAGGCAGCAGGAACGGGGGCCAGGGAGCUGACUACGGGGGGGUCGGGGGGCCCGGAGGAUGAGGGCAGGAGCAGGGACGGGGCAGUCAAGAUGGUGAGGAGAAGCCGGAGAAGAAGGCUGCAAAAAUUCACCGGGCUGUGCAGACAGGAGGAGGGGCUCAGGGUGAAGCGGAGCUGCCCUUCAUGUGGCCCAGAGCCUGGGGGUGAAGAGAAGAAGGGCAGAGGGAACCCUAUUUCUGUUCAGCUGUUCCCCCCAGAGCUGGUGGAGCAUAUCAUCUCAUUCCUCCCAGUCAGAGAUGUAGUCGCUCUGGGCCAGACCUGCCACUACUUCCAUGAAGUGUGCGACGCUGAGGGCGUGUGGAGACGCAUCUGUCGCAGGCUUAGUCCUCGUCUACGAGAGCAGGGCUCUGGGGUCCGGCCCUGGAAGAGAGCUGCCAUUCUUAACUACACAAAGGGCCUGUAUUUCCAGGCAUUUGGAGGCCGCCGCCGCUGUCUCAGCAAGAGUGUAGCCCCCCUGCUAGCCCAUGGCUACCGCCGCUUCUUGCCCACCAAGGACCAUGUCUUCAUUCUUGACUACACGGGGACCCUCUUCUUCCUCAAAAAUGCCCUGGUCUCCUCUACCCUUGGCCAGAUCCAGUGGAAGCGAGCCUGCCGCUAUGUUGUAUUGUGUCGCGGAGCCAAGGAUUUUGCCUCGGACCCAAGAUGUGACACCGUUUACCGUAAAUACCUCUAUGUAUUGGCCACCCGGGAGCAGCCAGCAGUGGUAGGCACAACGGGCAGCCGGGCCUGUGACUGUGUCGAGGUCUAUCUGCAGUCCAGUGGGCAGCGGGUCUUCAAGAUGACCUUCCACCACUCCAUGAGCUUCAAACAGAUUGUGCUGGUUGGUCAGGAGAACCAGCGGGCUCUACUGCUUCUCACAGAGGAAGGAAAGAUCUACUCUUUGGUAGUGAAUGAAACCCAGCUGGACCAGCCACGCUCCUACACAGUUCAGUUGGCCCUGAGGAAGGUGUCCCGUUGCCUGCCUCACCUUCGUGUGACCCGCAUGGCUUCUAACCAGAGCAGUACUCUCUACAUCACAGACCAGGGGGGAGUAUAUUUUGAGGUGCAUACCCCAGGGGUGUAUCGUGAUCUCUUUGGGACCCUUCAAGCCUUUGACCCCCUGGACCAGCAGAUGCCACUUGCUCUCUCGCUGCCUGCCAAGAUACUAUUUUGUGCUCUUGGCUACAAUCACCUUGGCUUGGUGGAUGAAUUUGGCCGAAUCUUUAUGCAGGGAAAUAACAGAUAUGGGCAGCUGGGAACAGGGGACAAAAUGGACCGAGGGGAACCCACACAGGUGCAUUAUCUGCAACGUCCCAUUUCCCUGUGGUGUGGCCUCAACCACUCUCUGGUGCUGAGCCAGGGCUCGGACUUCAGCAAGGAGCUUCUGGGCUGCGGCUGUGGGGCUGGAGGCCGCCUCCCUGGCUGGCCUAAGGGGAGUGCCUCUUUCGUGAAGCUCCACGUCAAGGUCCCUCUGUGUGCCUGUUCCCUCUGCUCUACCAGAGAGUGCCUCUACAUGCUGUCCAGCCAUGACAUCGAACACCAUCCCACCUACCGGGACCUACCAGCCAGCAGGGUGGUGGGGACCCCCGAGCCUGGCCUGGGAGCUGGAGCACCCCAGGACCCUGGGGGGGCAGCCCGGGCCUGUGAGGAGUACCUCAGCCAGAUCCACAGUUGCCCCACAUUGCAGGAUCGCAUGGAAAAGAUGAAGGAGAUCGUGGGUUGGAUGCCCUUGAUGGCUGCACAGAAAGAUUUCUUCUGGGAGGCCCUGGACAUGCUGCAGAGGGCUGCUGGAGGGGUUGGCCCAGGCCCCUCAACCCCUGAGAGCUGAGCCCCUUUCCUAGUCUUACCCCUGGAGGGAGAGUCUGGCCCUGGGCCAGGAGCUAAGGAGAGUGGGAUGGUAGCAAUAAACAUUGUAUGUGCACGUGGGGAGGGGUGGGAAUUGCUAGGCUUGCCAGGGUGGGCAGGGAACCGUUUUGUAAAAUGUUCAGGGGGCUGCCCGGGAGGGACCCCCAACCUGACUAUCAUGGACAAGAGAUUUGAUGGGCAAAUAGAAUAAAAGGCUGAAGUGAGGCCCUCUUUGGAACCCUGGGGCCUGGGAGGAAAAUAAGCAGGGGAUGGGGGCCCUAAUGCCCCCCAAUCAGGAGGGCGAUGGAAGGCAGGGGGAUGGACGAGGAGGCAGAGAGAGCAGAAGUGGCUCAAGCAUUCAGGUGCUGCUGAACUGACCACCUGAAUCUUAGAGCUCUCUUUCCCCUCCCACUCCCAAGAGUGGUCCAGGCUUCUUGACUUGAAGUCCAAGCCCCACCUUCUGGAACAAUGCAGUCAACAUAUGCUACUCGGUCCCCUUAUGGAUCCUCUGUCUGUCAGACUUACUCCCAUCCUGAGGGGGCCACCUGCUUCUGACCUCGGUCCCUGUGAAGUCAGCCCCCUCCUCCCCUCUGUUUAACCUUCCUUCCCUCACUUUCUCCUCCAUCCUCCUUCUCACUAAGAGGGAUGCUCCUUUUAUCCACAUCUAACCCACUCCCGGAUCUCCAAAUAUUUGGGAGGGAAAAUGGGCGGGCAGAAAGAAUUUUCUCCUUGGCCUAGUCUGGUCCAGGGAUGCAAAGAAGACAGUAGAAAUUUGAAGUGGAAAAUCAGCUGGAGCAGAGGGUGGUCAGGAAGGGGGUGAGUGACUAGUUGUUGGGGGUCUAGGGAAGGACUUUCUACGGGUGCUGAGGAGGCAGGCAUGGGGAGGAUCAUGAGGAAGGACCAGAGGCUGUAUUCACGGGAUGCUUGGGUACUGGACACAGCAGGCUUCCAGAUGACAUUACUUGAUGCCUGCAUUACAGCUGAGGGUUGAUGCUCCCUCUGCCCUUCGUUGCUCCACCCCCUACUUAGGUCAAUAU
This is a messenger RNA of Prionailurus viverrinus (fishing cat), 4501 nucleotides long. RefSeq names its product F-box protein 24 (gene FBXO24). The record is from RefSeq and is a predicted model, not a curated record. The coding region runs from base 1510 to 3447 and encodes 645 amino acids. NCBI's taxonomy places the organism in Eukaryota, Metazoa, Chordata, Mammalia, Carnivora, Felidae. The transcript is spliced from 10 exons. Gene Ontology annotation, molecular function: protein binding.